ACAUUGUCAUUUAGUAAAUUGUCUUGAGGAGCACGAACUCCACCCCACAGAGCCACAGGUCGCCGCCUGAGUAACAACGAUUCCAUUUGCUUCUGCGUUCUUUCUUCUUCCUUGAGAUCUUCUCUCUGCUUCAUCCAUCUCUUUACGAGCCAAAUUAACAUAAUGGUGAAAGCUUAUGCACAAGAGCAUGUUUACAAGCACCCAUGGGAGCGAGUUACUUCAGCUUCCUGGCGCAAGUUUGCUGACCCUGAGAACAAGCGUACACUAUCCCAUAUCCUUGAGGUUGACACACUGAACCACAAGCUUGAUCCACAAGCUGGGAAGCUUUACACCACUCGUGCACUUACUAUCCAUACCCCAGGACCAUGGUUCAUUCGCAAAAUUGUUGGUCAGGAUAUUUGCCACUGUGUCGAAUCAACAGUUGUUGAUGCUCGAUCAAGAUCUAUGCAACUUGCCACGCACAAUAUUAGUCUCCAGAAGUUCAUAGAAGUCGAGGAGAAGAUCAGUUAUAACCCUCAUCCGAACAAUCCAAGUGCGUGGACAGUUUGUCGGCAGGAGACCAGCAUUAAGAUUAAGCCAUUAUCAGCUCUGGCAUCAAUGGCAGAGAAGGUGGAGCAACGUUGUGCUGAGAAGUUUAUGCAAAAUAGUGUCAAGGGCAGAGAAGUAAUGGAAAGGAUCUGUAAGUAUCUUGAAGCUGAUUCUAGUGGGAUUGGUCUCUAAUUUUGAUAUCUAGACUUUAAUUUUUUAUCUUGGUACUAGCUUGCUGGGUUUGUAAUGCAUGCAAGAGUAGGUAAUAAAAAGAGAAAACAAUGGAGGGGCGAACCAGACAUUCCUGUUUGAAUUUCUAAUGUAGCCAAGCUGUAGUGUGAGGACUUAAUGUUCUGGGACCCUUUUUGUCAAUGCAGUUUUGAGAAUAGAGUGAUAUUAAGGGUGAUACUGAAAACCAUUCGUGUGUCUUUGAUAUUGGUAUUAAAGAAAAAAAAUGCUGCUGUCGCUUGGAAUUUUGGCCUUGAAUGGCAUGCAGUUGUGGGUGCAAGAAACAGAAUCACUGCAUAUCUCGUCAUUUCAGCCGGUUUUGCUUUGACUAGUCAUGUUGACAUCUACGGCUGAUUUUAUUUUACUCUACAGUUUUAGAUAUUGUAACAAAGUUGGUUAUUAUCGUAAUAUCUUUAUAUUUUGGUUCAAUCUCA
Tripterygium wilfordii is the source of this 1190-nucleotide messenger RNA. RefSeq names its product protein slowmo homolog. Gene Ontology annotation, biological process: phospholipid transport. NCBI's taxonomy places the organism in Eukaryota, Viridiplantae, Streptophyta, Magnoliopsida, Celastrales, Celastraceae. Gene Ontology annotation, molecular function: phosphatidic acid transfer activity. Bases 163 to 720 code for a protein of 185 amino acids. Gene Ontology annotation, cellular component: mitochondrial intermembrane space. The record is from RefSeq and is a predicted model, not a curated record. The transcript is spliced from 2 exons.